AAUUGUUUUCGAACCUCGUUCACUGUUAAAAAGCCCAUCGCAAGUUCAAGCUGCAUCGUGCUGUCUAUCGCAUCAUCAUCACCCAUACAUUGCUGGUCGCGCAAUAGCUUAACACUUUAGCUAACAGAAGCGCAUUACAGACUACAUCAACACCACAAAUCCCUUUCUUCUAAAUUCAUCCCUCAGAACACAAUCAAAAUGCCUAAGGCUGCUGCUCCCGCCAAGCGUGCGACCAGAACUAAGCGGGCCAAGAAGGACCCCAACGCUCCCAAGCGCGGCCUGUCUGCCUAUAUGUUCUUUGCCAACGAACAGCGUGAGAACGUCCGUGAGGAGAACCCUGGUAUCUCUUUCGGUCAAGUCGGCAAGCUCCUCGGUGAGCGAUGGAAGGCCCUCAACGAGAAGCAACGUGCUCCCUACGAGGCUAAGGCUGCCGCUGAUAAGAAGCGGUAUGAGGACGAGAAGCAGGCCUACAAUGCCGAUCAGGAAGAAGAGGAGUCUUCUUAGAAUGGAGCCUCCGAUGUCAAACCCAAGCGUCGCUCGCAGAAGAAGUCUGAAUCGGAUUAGUCCCAGCACCAGCGCCGUGUUGUAGAUUCUGGCCAGGAAGUCCUUCCUCUUUGCAUUUUGGUCUGGGCGGUGUUGUAUGAUGGCACAGGAAGAGUGCCUUGUUUUUUACUAGGAAUUUUCUCGGGUUAAGGCCGUCCCCGAUGUUAUGAUCUUGAGGGCGAUCGAUUGAGCUACUGGCUUCUAUUUCAGUGUCCUUGGCCAUGAGAAACAGAUCGUGAACUCGAGGAUCAUGGGACGAGGAAACGCAAUGCUUGUACAAUUAAGGGAACUCCGACCCAAAUAAUCGAAACUACGAAAACAUAAACGUCA
Fusarium graminearum PH-1 is the source of this 873-nucleotide messenger RNA. RefSeq lists its product as uncharacterized. Lineage: Eukaryota; Fungi; Ascomycota; Sordariomycetes; Hypocreales; Nectriaceae. The coding region runs from base 199 to 504 and encodes 101 amino acids. The transcript has 4 exons. The record is from RefSeq and is a predicted model, not a curated record.